AUGAACUCUUUCUUUACCGUUAACAAUCACGUCUCUAUAUCCCUCCUGAGCGUUACCGUAACCCCAAGCACUUUCCUCGCAGCCUUGAUCUUCUGCCUCGUCUUCAUCUCCAUCUACAUUUCCCUCUACCUCGCCCCCAUCUCCGCGGCAACCUCUGCGGUCACCGCCCCCUUCCGCCGUGUCCUUGCCGUUGUGCGACCCAAGGCCUCGGCCGCCCCCGCUGCUGCCAUCGCCGACAGAGCAACCGCCCUGGUCGACGACCCGGCAACCAUCCCCUUGCGUCUCCACCCUUCCGACCAACAGCUUCUCAUUGCCUCCCACCGGCCUCUGCCUGCCUUGCCCUCCGACGCUUACUCGGAGGACCUCGAGGUAUCCAACCCAGACACCGCUCUUGUGCUGCGCACCCCGCGCCGCUCUCGCAAUAAGGUCGCCGAGAGCGUCGCUUCCCACGAUCUACCAAGGAGCGCCGACGCCGGAUAG
Messenger RNA from Parascedosporium putredinis, 480 nucleotides. The record is from the annotation of a GenBank genome assembly. Lineage: Eukaryota; Fungi; Ascomycota; Sordariomycetes; Microascales; Microascaceae.